AUGAGUGUGGUUUAUAGUCUAUGGAGAACCGACUUCCUCUUGAUAAAAUGGGGGGAUAAUCUAGACCAGAGGGGUUUCCUGGACACCCACUAUCUGAGCGGUUUGAGUGCCAAGAUCCCAGGUGUGGGGUUUGUGAAAAUUCAUGCCACCUGGAACGUUCUCUGUCGAGAGGCUGAACUCAUGAAGCUAAAAAUGCCCACCAAGAAAGUGUAUGAAGUCAAACAGUCGAGCAGCGUAGUGAAGAAGAUCAGCUCCCUGGUCAACAAAGUCCUGGAGCCACUUCACCCUCACGUGGAAGAGCAUCAGCCCAAGAACAUCAAACACCUUUCACACACCUUCUCCCGGGAAAAACAACACCUGUUUGACCUGUCGGACAAAGAUAACUUCUUUGACAGCAAAACCAGGAGUUCCAUAGUGUUUGAAAUACUGAAAAGAACAAAGUGCAAAGCCAAGUACAGCAUGGGCAUCACCAGCCUCCUGGGCCGCGGCGUGUACACGGCAGCCUACCCGCUUCACGAUGGGGAUAUUAACGAGGAGAGUGCAGAAAUCAAUGACAGAAAGCUUUUGUAUGAAGAGUGGGCGAACUACAGCGUCUUCUACAAAUACCAGCCAAUCGGACUCGUGCGGAAGUAUUUUGGGGAGAAGAUCGGCCUGUAUUUCGCCUGGUUGGGUCUGUACACCCAGAUGCUGAUCCCUGCAUCCCUGGUCGGAGUCAUAGUCUUUCUGUACGGAUGUGCCACCGUUGAUGACAACAUACCCAGCAUGGAGAUCUGUCACCCGAAGAACAACAUCACCAUGUGCCCCCUGUGUGACCGAGUGUGCAGCUACUGGAGGCUCAGCACCUCCUGUGGAACGGCCCGCGCCAGCCAUCUGUUCGACAACCCGGCCACCGUCUUCUUCUCCGUGUUCAUGGCUCUGUGGGCCGCCAUGUUCAUGGAGCACUGGAAGAGGAGACAGAUGAGACUCAACUACGAGUGGGACCUCACCGGGUUUGAAGAUGAGGAGGACCAUCCCAGAGCUGAAUAUGAAUUCAGAGUUCUGCAGAAAUCUGUCAAGAAAGAGCAAACCGAAGUGCACAAGGUGGAAAAGUUGACUUGCAGAGAUCGGUUUCCUGCCUAUAUGACAAACAUAGUGGUUAUGCUCCUGAUGAUUGGUGUGACAUUUGCCAUUGUCUUUGGUGUGAUCCUGUACCGGAUCUCCACUAAAGCUGCUCUGCACAUGAGCUCCAGCCCCAUGACCCGGAACCACGUCCAGCUGACGGUCAAAACCACCGCCGCCAUCAUAAACCUGGUGGUCAUCCUCAUUCUGGACGAGGUGUACGGGGCCGUGGCCCGAUGGCUGACUGUUCUCGAGGUCCCUAAGACGGACAAGAGUUUUGAAGAGCGACUCAUUUUCAAGACCUUCAUUCUGAAAUUUGUAAAUGCCUUCACACCCAUCAUCUACAUCGCUUUCUUCAGGGGAAGACUGGUAGGCAGACCAGGGAGAUACCUGUACGUGUUUGAAUCUUACAGAAUGGAAGAGUGUGCUCACGGGGGCUGCCUGAUGGAGCUGUGCAUCCAGCUGAGCAUCACCAUGUUGGGGAAGCAGCUCAUUCAGAACAACCUGUUUGAGAUCGGAAUACCUAAGCUGAAGAAGCUGAUUCGUUAUAUUCGGUCCGAACACGGAACGUUUCAAGAAGAGGAGCGACAAAAGAGGUUCCAGAGAUAUGAGACCGACCAUUUCCUGGAACCUUUUGCUGGACUAACACCGGAAUAUAUGGAAAUGAUAAUCCAGUUUGGUUUUGUCACAUUGUUCGUGGCAUCCUUUCCAUUGGCUCCUCUCUUUGCUUUGCUGAACAACAUCAUUGAAAUACGACUCGACGCCAAGAAAUUUGUGACAGAGCUGCGAAGACCAGUGGCUGCAAGAGCUAAAGACAUUGGAAUAUGGUACAACAUAUUACGAGGGGUAGCAAAAGUGGCAGUCAUCAUUAAUGCAUUCGUCAUCUCCUUUACCUCAGACUUUAUCCCACGAAUGGUCUACCAGUACAUGUACAGCCCUGAUGGCUCCAUGCAUGGAUUUGUAAACCACACACUCUCCUACUUCAACGUCAGCCACUUUGAGGACGGAAAAGGAACCAUGGAUCCUCUGCACCUUGGCUAUGCUGUUGAAGUUUGCAGGUACAAGGACUACAGAGAACCACCUUGGUCAGCCACACCUUACGAGAUUUCAAAGGAGUUCUGGGCAGUUCUGGCUGUUCGGCUGGCCUUCGUCAUUGUUUUCCAGAAUGUUGUGAUGCUGAUGAAUGACAUUGUGGACUGGCUCAUCCCAGACAUCCCCAAAGAUAUUAGCAUGCAGAUCCACAAGGAGAAGAUUCUGCUGGUUGACCUUUUCAUGAAAGAAGAGCAAGGCAAGAUCAACUUAAUGGAGAAAAGUAGCGAGUUCUCAGCCGUCAGCGAGAACAGCAGCAGUCACAACAGCACCAGAACUGUGGCUAAUCUGCGCCCCAAGCAAAAAGCUAACAGCAUCAAGACCUGCUGAUGCUACUCAGAUGGUUCAACAGCUUUUCUUAAAUGCAGCUACCAAAUUUUGGCAAGUCAAAUCUUGGAAGUAGCUUGCGUGCUCAGGUCAACCUACAAUCAGUGAUGUUGUUCAUGUUAAAAACAUUCCAAUAGCUGGGGGGGGGGCAGCUGGUCGAUUAGCAGUUAGGAAGCUAAAUGUGUUCCACAUGUGUUACAGUUUGGGUAAAUGUAUGAGUUUUUUGUUUUUUCAGUACUCAUCUGCCUAAUAAAUGUAUAAUAAUCUCUGUAUGGAAAGUUACAUAGGACAGUGUAUCAGUAAGACUGCAAAUGUUCACAGAUUCAUAAAUUCCCAGACACAUUUAAAGACUUUACCUCUUACUCUUCAUAAAGCAGCCUAUAAGUACAAACUUCGAAUGGUAAGCCUGGAAAAAUCACUAUCAGCACAUUAGAUAGUAAAUAGUAACUAUGCAUUCAUAAGUAAAGAUUAGAGAAGGUUAGAUUUAAAAUGUACUACAUAUAGUAAUCGAAAGUUCGAUUUAACAUCUUUUAUCCUCUUCUUUUUGCUUCAUUAUAUCUCUGUCCAACAAAGCAGAAUGGGACCUCAGAACAUAGAAAAAAGUGUCUGUAAACAGCCUGACUCCAGAUCUGUUGAGGCAGACCAUCUGCGGUAAAAUAUUGUCUGUGGUCCCAGAAAAACGGAAGUAAAACUAAUGACUAAACUAGUUUGUGGCAGACACAGCUGACAGCCAUUUGUUCAGGCCGCUGAACCUCAUGUCUCCUCACAUUUGUCCAAAGGGCCACUGCUUAACCCUUCAGUGUCCAGAGGAUUAACGGUGUCAAACAGCUUCUGGAGGUCCUGUUUUAGCUCAGACUCAUUGUUAGAUCCCACAUGUGAUACCAGGCUGUUUACAGCUGGAUGUGCAGCCUGUCGUCUGACACCGUGUCCUUUGGACAGAACAGUACUUUUGUAUGUUUCCCACACUUGUAUCUUACAUCCUUCACUGCAGCACCACCAGCCAUCAGUCUCAGGUUUAGGCUUCAGCUUCCCUCUUCGACUUCUACUGUCUGAGUUUUUUUCCAGUUUGCUUUGCUGUCUGAAGAGACUAUGUCCAGUUAUCAGAAGGAGAAGCUCCAUAGCCCAGCAAAUCUGUUCUGCAGUGGUGUUUGUUUGAGGAGGUAGAGGCUUCUUUUUUGUUUUUCCACUUUUGCCCAAAUUGGUCCUGCUACUGACGGCUGAGGAACAAAGCUUUGGUCUGGUUGGUAGUGCAGGCCAGCCAGUGGCAGCCCAGAUGUCACCAGGCAGGGCUGGUUCUAACUUCUCCCUGUGAGAUGUGUAAUUCUUCAGCUUCGCACCGAGCACAUUCCAGACAUUACAGCAGGAUUUGUUACUCAAAGCAACACCCGCCCGUUUUCUGUCAGCCCUGCUGGAGCUGGUUAGCUGUCGGUCAGCAGGACUGUGUCCACUAUGUUUAGCCAGAGGUAAAGUUGUAUCAUAUCUACAUAUUCCAUUUACUUCCACAUUCACCACUAGUCGUUGGAUUUUGGUUUCCAGUAUGUUGAAUUUUUAAAGGAGAUUCAAGCAGUCAUCUUCAGAGAAUGGGGGCAUCCUACUGGCAAGACAAGGCAAAUGUAUUUGUGUACAAUUCAAAGUGCUUUACACAGGGUUUAAAAGCAAAACAUUCUGGAUCAGUACAGUAAAAUAAAAACAGUCAUUGGUUGAAUAGGUUCAAAGUGAAGGGUGCAGAUAAAGUACAUUUAGCUGUCAUGUGCACAGUUAAACAGAAGUGUUUUCAGCCUGGAUGUAAACAUCGUCAGAGUCCUCUUCAGGAACGCAGCCUCUCCCGGUUCGGUUCUGACUCUGGGCCCCAGCAGGAGACCAGAACCUGAGGUUCUCAUAGUCCGAGCUGGUUCCUACAGCUCUUACAU
Menidia menidia (Atlantic silverside) is the source of this 4424-nucleotide messenger RNA. The record is from the annotation of a GenBank genome assembly. Lineage: Eukaryota; Metazoa; Chordata; Actinopteri; Atheriniformes; Atherinopsidae.